Messenger RNA from Medicago truncatula (barrel medic), 1784 nucleotides. Its product is annotated as F-box/LRR-repeat protein 14. The record is from RefSeq and is a predicted model, not a curated record. Gene Ontology annotation, cellular component: SCF ubiquitin ligase complex. Lineage: Eukaryota; Viridiplantae; Streptophyta; Magnoliopsida; Fabales; Fabaceae. Gene Ontology annotation, biological process: SCF-dependent proteasomal ubiquitin-dependent protein catabolic process. The coding region runs from base 151 to 1557 and encodes 468 amino acids. The transcript has 2 exons.
AUUCUUAACUUUUAAUAAGAUAUCUAUUGACACAAGUUACAAAAUUUAUUUAUUUAUCUUAUGUAAAUCGCAACUUUUCAAUAAUUUUCUUUUGGUUUCUUUCUUCGGUGACCAUUCUGAUCCAUCAUCAUAUGAACAAAGGAAAAUAGUAUGAUGGAUAAUAUACCAGAGCAUAUAAUAUGGGAGAUAUUGAAUAGAAUAAAGAAAACUAGUGACAGAAACAAUGUUUCCCUUGCUUGUAAAAGACUUUACUAUUUAGAUAAUGCACAGAGACAUUCUCUUAAGGUUGGAUGUGGAAUGGAUCCUGCAAAUGAAGCAUUAACAUGUUUAUGUACUAGGUUUCUCAACUUGUCCAAAGUAGAGAUCACAUAUUCUGGUUGGAUGUCGAAAUUAGGAAAACAAUUGGAUGAUAAUGGUCUUUUCAUUCUUGGAAAUCAUUGUCCUUUAUUAUGUGAUCUCUCGUUAAGUUAUUGCACUUUUAUCACUGAUGUCGGUCUUGGAUACUUGGCUUCUUCUUUGAAGUUAUCGUCUUUGAGGUUGAAUUUCACUCCGAGAAUAACAGGCUGUGGAAUAUUGUCUCUUGUUGUCGGUUGCAAGAAUCUCUCUAGGCUUCACCUUAUUAGAUGUCUCAAUGUGAGCAGUGUGGAGUGGCUGGAAUAUCUUGGAAAACUUGGAACACUUGAGGAUCUCUCCAUUAGGAAUUGUAGAGCUAUCGGUGAAGGUGAUUUGAUUAAGCUUGGCCCUGGUUGGCAAAAGCUUAAAAGGUUGCAAUUUGAAGUUGAUGCGAAUUAUCGAUAUAUGAAAGUUUAUGAUCGACUGUCUGUUGAUAGGUGGCAAAAGCAGAAUGUCCCUUGUGAAAAUAUGCUGGAACUAAGUUUGGUGAAUUGCAUCAUAAGCCCUGGAAGAGGGCUUGCUUGCGUGUUGGGAAAGUGUAAGAACUUGGAAAUAAUUCACCUGGAUAUGUGUGUUGGCGUAAGGGACUCUGACAUAAUUUGCUUGUCUCAAAUUUCGAGUAACCUUCGAUCAGUUUCAUUUAGAGUUCCAUCUGAUUUUUCUCUUUCGUCCUUGGUCAAUAAUCCUUUGAGAUUAACAGAUGAGAGUUUGAAAGCCUUGGCUCAAAACUGCUCAAAGCUUGAAUCGGUGAGUUUAUCUUUUUCCGAUGGGGAGUUUCCUUCGUUUUCCUCAUUCACAUUUAGUGGAAUAUAUCACUUAAUUCAAAAGUGCCCGGUUCGGCAGAUUUCCCUUGAUCACGUUUAUUCCUUCAGUGAUUUUGGAAUGGAAGCUCUUUGCACUGCAGAAUAUCUUGAAUAUCUUGAACUUGUGAGGUGCCAAGAAAUUAGUGAUGAAGGGCUACAACUUGUGAGUCAAUUUCCCCGAUUGAGUAUUUUACGGCUAUGCAAGUGUUUGGGAAUCUCAGAUGAUGGAUUAAAGCCGCUUGUUGGAUCAUGCAAGCUGGAUUUCCUUGCCGUUGAAGAUUGUCCGCAAGUUUCUGAAAGAGGUGUCCAAGGAGCUGCAAAGUUUGUAUCUUUCAAGCAAGAUUUAUCUUGGAUGUACUGACCUGUUUUGGUUUUAUCCAUGGCAAUAUUUACAACCUGUCAUAUAGUCUUGACUAUCCACAAUGUUGUUCUAUAUCUAUAUAUGUUGUUUAUCUCACACACACAUUAUAUAAUCCUCUUGUAUUUAACAUGUACAUCCUUUUUUUUUUUUCUUUCUGAAAUAUAAUCUGUACAUCCUUGUUAUAUGAAAUAAAUGGAUCUGUAGCAAUAUGUGAUGUAUAUCAUCCA